Fusarium venenatum is the source of this 558-nucleotide messenger RNA. RefSeq lists its product as uncharacterized. The record is from RefSeq and is a predicted model, not a curated record. Lineage: Eukaryota; Fungi; Ascomycota; Sordariomycetes; Hypocreales; Nectriaceae. Gene Ontology annotation, cellular component: membrane.
AUGGCGAGAGAAAGUGGUGUUGCGCACAAAGUGAUUUCUGUUAUUUUGCGUCUUGCAGAGCUUGCCAGCGCAAUAAUUGUUCUUGGAAUCCUCUCACGCUUCUGUUACCUUGCUGGCAUUGCGGAGGCGCACAUCGACGGACGUAUCAUUUAUACCAUCGUCGUCGCAUGUCUCGGUAUCCUCUAUUCGGUAUUCUUCUGCCCGCCAUUCAAGAAUAUGUUCCUGGGCUUCCCAUUUGACUUUGUCUUGUUUGUUAUGUGGCUGGUGGCAUAUUGCCUGCUUCAAACGAGAACAGGCACUCAUACAUGCUCUGCUAAUUGGUAUUAUAACUACUGGGGCUAUUAUUGGGGUCGUUUCUGGCAUGUUGGACGUGUUGGGACAGUGGAUAUUGGCGAUGCGGGUUGCGCCCCAUGGAGAACAGCCUUGGCCUUUUCGUUCAUCGCGUGGUUCUUACACUUUCUUAGUGGUAUCCUUGGUGCGUAUGUUUUCGUCACCUAUAUCAGGCUGGACGAGACCAAAAACGACCUCAGGCAACAUGCCGAAAAGCUGACAAAGUAA